ACAGCGCCGGCCGCUCCGCGGGCGCGGGGGGAGCGGCGCUCCCGGGGACGCGGGCAAGUGGCGGCUGUCCCGACGGCGUUCUCUGCCUUCAGGAUCUCCUGCCCGCCGGUAGAAGCUUGUCCGGAGAGCCGAGGGGCAGCGCAUGGGAGUUUUUAAUUCCCUGCCCGGCCGCUGCGCCGGCGGACAUUCCUCUGCAUUUCUUGAGGGCAAAAACUCGGCAAAGGAGGGGUCGGAAGAAAGGCAAUAGAGGAAGGGGGGAAAGUUGAUUGACUUGCCGAGAGGUAAAGGUUUCCUGUGGCUUCCACUGCACUUUGCACUGGAGACCUUCAGUCCACGCGAAGCUGGAGAAUGGAGCCAGAGCCCCCGCCCGAGCUCACAGCAAUGCUCCUCGGGGAGAAUGGGAGUGUUCACCUGGUGCCCGACGCAGCCUUGCUGUCCCCGGGGAGAGGCACGGCCAUGUUCAUCAUCCGCUGUGUGAUCCCUUCACUUUACCUGCUCAUCAUCACUGUCGGCUUGCUGGGCAACAUCACCCUCAUGAAGAUCUUCAUUUCCAACAGCGCCAUGAGAAGCGUGCCCAACAUCUUCAUCUCCAGCCUUGCUGCUGGUGAUCUGCUUCUGCUAGUGACCUGUGUUCCUGUGGAUGCCUCCCGGUAUUUCUCUGAAGAGUGGCUCUUUGGAGAAGUGGGCUGCAAGCUCAUCCCUGUCAUCCAGCUGACCUCCGUUGGUGUCUCUGUCUUCACACUCACUGCCCUCAGUGCUGACAGAUACAAAGCAAUUGUAAAUCCCAUGGACAUCCAGACCUCCAGUGCAGUGCUAUGGACUUGUCUUAAAGCCACUGCCAUCUGGGUAAUAUCCACGCUCCUAGCAGUUCCUGAAGCAGUGUUCUCCGAACUGGCUCACAUCAAUGACACAGAUAAUGCCACGUUCACAGCUUGCAUACCAUAUCCCAUGACAGACGACAUGCACCCAAAGAUCCACUCUGUGCUGCUUUUCCUUGUGUAUUUCCUUGUCCCUCUUGUAAUUAUCAGUAUCUACUACUAUCAUAUUGCAAAGAGUUUAAUAAAAAGUGCUCACAACAUCCCAGGAGAACACAGUGAACAUUCCAAAAGACAGAUGGAAACUCGGAAGCGUCUGGCAAAAAUAGUUUUAGUUUUUGUUGGCUUCUUUGCUAUCUGCUGGUUUCCUAACCACGUACUAUACAUGUACAGAUCUUUUCAUUACAAUAAGAUUGAUCCAUCGAUGGGACAUAUGGUUGUUACCUUAGUGGCCCGAGUGCUAAGCUUCUGCAACUCUUGUGUCAACCCAUUUGCACUGUAUUUUCUCAGUGAGAGUUUUAGAAGACAUUUCAACAACCAGCUUCGCUGCAGGAAGAAAGCUCAAAAAGAGAGAUCUGCCAGCUACUUGUGCAACUCUUCUGCCAUUCAAAUGACUUCCCUGAAAAGCAAUACCAGGAAUACAGUAACUACCAUGACACAACUGAAUGGGCACAACUUGAAACAAGAAAUGUCGUUAUGA
Molecule: messenger RNA, 1515 nt
Organism: Hirundo rustica (Barn swallow)
Lineage: Eukaryota; Metazoa; Chordata; Aves; Passeriformes; Hirundinidae
Gene: NMBR
Product: neuromedin B receptor
Exons: 3
Coding region: 349-1515 (388 amino acids)
Biological process (GO): bombesin receptor signaling pathway
Cellular component (GO): membrane
Molecular function (GO): bombesin receptor activity
Source: RefSeq, a predicted model, not a curated record